AUGCCAGCAUCCACGGCUGAUACCAAGACUGGAGACAUAGUGACUGACUCCUACCUCCAAUCAGUCCUGGCCACAUCUCUCCGCACACGCGAGCAAUGUAUGCAACUCAUCGACCUGGUCGGAGCCAACGCCAUCGCCGCCUCGCAGGUACCCUCGGUUGAAGUCCAGCUCGACGUAUCCAAGCAGCAACGCCUACUGUACUCCCACCUCGGCCAGUUGCGGGAUUUGAACCGCAACGCAAUUCUCAAAGUGAGGACUACAAAGCAGACAACGGCAGAGGCGCGGCAAGAAAUCGACAGGCUACAUCUGCAGCUACAGAAUCUGUACUACGAAGAGAGGCACCUCCGAGGCGAGAUUGCCGCGUGCGAUUCGUACGAUCACAAGUACCAGCAGCUCCCCCUGAUACCCGUUGGAGAUUUCCUCGAAAUGCACCCCGAGCACACAGAAGACGAUGAAAGGACAAUGAUGUUUGCACGCAUCAAUCACGAGCUCUCGGAGCGUGAACUGUUGGAGCAGGAGCGGCAAGGCCUACUCAAGAAGAAGCAAGGCUUGAUUGCGGACAACAAGAAGAGGAAGGAUGACCUCGCGAGCUUAGACAAGGAUUUGGAGACAUUCAUCGAUGCUGCCAAACCCAUACAGAAGAUCUUCGAGAAGCAAUACUGA
Molecule: messenger RNA, 663 nt
Organism: Letharia columbiana
Lineage: Eukaryota; Fungi; Ascomycota; Lecanoromycetes; Lecanorales; Parmeliaceae
Exons: 3
Coding region: 1-663 (220 amino acids)
Biological process (GO): mRNA export from nucleus; positive regulation of DNA-templated transcription, elongation
Cellular component (GO): THO complex part of transcription export complex
Molecular function (GO): mRNA binding
Source: RefSeq, a predicted model, not a curated record